AAAUAGCGACUUCUCAUACAUCGCUAGAUGAACGGGGCGAGCGUUAGGUGAUGGCCGAUAAUCUACUUCUCUGUUGAAACGCUUCACCAAAUCACCCAAAUCAUUUCUAAAGUCAAGAGAAAAUGGGCUUCUCGACAUUAUUUGGCUCCAAGACCAUCACAACGGACUCAAAGUUGCCUGGCAACACGUUGAUGAGCAGCGAUGUCGAGCAGCAGUCACACGACAGGUAUCGACACUUGUGUCGCGAGCCUGGCGAGGUUGUCGUCAGGUCGAGGCCCGCCUUGCGUCUCGCAAUCCUCUCUUUCGUCAUUACCGUCGUCUGCUUUCUCAUCGUCGCCGCCACAGCUGUAGUCGUCGUCGUACGCAGUCACGUGGCUGCUAGACAAGAGAGCGAGGAACAGACCUGUGUCCCCUGCCUCCAGCUGACCCCUGACCCCACUAGCGAGGUGAAGUCGAUGUUGUUGGAGACGUUGGACGUCCAUGUCGAGGCAGACGAAGAGAUUUGUUGCGCAAGGACACGUUCACAGUAUGCCGCAGUGUUCAAACUGAUUUUACUGAGACAGCAAGGGGCUCGACACCUGGCAGAAAUUUUGAAAGAGUCCGACUACAGUGUGUACAACAAGAGCUCGGCUGUCUCAGCUCAUCUUAUUCUCAACUCUGCCGCUAACAGAGGAGAGUCCCCCCAAAAGCUUGUGCAGCGUUGGCGAGCUCCAGAAGAUUCAUCAUUUUCUCACGUGCGCCCUGGUCUGACGUUCCGAGACAACGCCAUCUACGUGGUCAGCCCCGGCCUGUACUACGUCUACUGCCACAUCCUCUUUGAUCUCGAAGACGAAGAGAAGGGAAGUAACUCAAGACUUGUCAGCAGUUAUGUCCUUCGUGACAGCCUCAUCUCACCGGAAGCCUCAGGCAUACUGAUGAAAACACGUCACUUCCGGCACGACGACGUGAAUGAUCGCCAUGGUAACUACGUCGGCCGACUCGUCUUGCUUGACAGGGGAGACAAUUUGUACGUGAAAGUUUCCGAUCCGUCCCUCGUGUCCAGCGAUGAGAAAUCGAGCUUCUUUGGUCUCUUCAGAGUUGGUGAUGCUUGAGUCUGGGCUGGAGGCUGUUGAGUGCCGGCACUGGAGGUGAAGAAAGAACAAUGACUUGAAUGCAGACAUUUUGCUACAGCUCUCAGGGGAUGUGUCUAAAGUCUAUAAUUGAGGUAAAUGUACUGAGUCCACUUUAAGGACGAUUAUAUUUAACGAGUAACUUUCGAUGUAUGUUUUGCUAAGUCAAUCAUGAUGUGUUAACAAAUACACAAAACGACAAAAAUAAAAGUUAAGCUACUAUGACAACAAAA
Messenger RNA from Pomacea canaliculata, 1342 nucleotides. RefSeq names its product tumor necrosis factor ligand superfamily member 11-like. Bases 123 to 1091 code for a protein of 322 amino acids. Gene Ontology annotation, biological process: immune response. Gene Ontology annotation, molecular function: tumor necrosis factor receptor binding. Gene Ontology annotation, cellular component: membrane. NCBI's taxonomy places the organism in Eukaryota, Metazoa, Mollusca, Gastropoda, Architaenioglossa, Ampullariidae. The transcript is spliced from 4 exons. The record is from RefSeq and is a predicted model, not a curated record.